AUGCAUGCCCUGCACCCAGGAGAAGCUCUGGCCCAGUGUGGAAAGAGCUUCAGUCAGGGUAGCACCCUUACGGUGCAUCAAAGAAGUCACACAGGGGACAAACCUUAUAAAUGUUUGGAGUGUGGAAAAAGCUUCAGUUGGAGUAGCUACCUGACUUUGCAUCACAGAACUCACACAGGGGACAAGCCUUAUAAAUGCUUGGAGUGUGGAAAGAGCUUCAGUCAGAGUGGCCACCUUACUUUGCAUCACAGGACUCAUACAGGAGACAAACCUUAUAAAUGCUUGGAGUGUGGAAAGAGCUAUACGUGUCGUAGCCACCUUACUUCGCAUCAAAGAACUCACACAGGGGACAAACCUUAUCAAUGCUUGGAAUGUGGAAAGAGCUUCAGUCAGAGUGGCAACCUUACUUCGCAUCACAGGACUCAUACAGGAGAGAAGCCUUAUAAAUGCUUUGAGUGUGGAAAGAGCUUCAGUGACAGUAGCGCCCUUACUUCGCAUCACAAAACUCAUACAGGGGACAAACCUUAUAAAUGCUUGGAGUGUGGAAAGAGCUUCAGUCGGAGUGGCCACCUUACUUCGCAUCACAGAACUCAUACAGGGGAGAAGCCUUAUAAAUGCUUUGAGUGUGGAAAGAGCUUCAGGGUUACUAGCAACCUUACGGUGCAUCACAGAACUCAUACCGGGGAGAAACCUUUUAAAUGCUUGGAGUGUGGAAAGAGCUUCAGUGACAGUAGCGCCCUUACUUCGCAUCACAAAACUCAUACAGGGGACAAACCUUAUAAAUGCUUGGAGUGUGGAAAGAGGUUCAGUUGGAAAGGCCACCUUACGGUGCAUCAAAGAACUCACACAGGUGACAAGCCUUAUAAAUGCUUCGAGUGUGGAAAGAGCUUCUGUCAGAGUGGCCACCUUACUUUGCAUCACAAAACUCAUACAGGGGACAAACCUUAUAAAUGCUUGGAGUGUGAAAAGAGCUUCAGUCGGAGUAGCAACCGUACGGUACAUCAAAGAACUCACACAGGGGACAAACGUUAUAAAUGCUUCGAGUGUGGAAAGAGCUUCAGUCGGAAAGACCACCUUACCUCGCAUCACAGAACUCAUACAGGGGAGAAACCUUAUAAAUGCUUUGAGUGUGGAAAGAGCUUCAGUGACAGUAGCGCCCUUACUUCGCAUCACAAAAUUCAUACAGGGGACAAACCUUAUAAAUGUUUGGAGUGUGGAAAGAGCUUCAGUCAGAGUAGCCACCUUACUUCGCAUCACAGAACUCACACAGGAGACAAACCUUAUAAAUGCUUCGAGUGUGGAAAGAGCUUCAGUCGGAAAGACGACCUUACCUCGCAUCACAGAACUCAUACAGGGGACAAACCUUAUCAAUGCUUGGAGUGUGGAAAGAGCUUCAGUCGGAGUGGCCACCUUACUUCGCAUCACAGAACUCAUACAGGGGCGAAGCCUUAUAAAUGCUUUGAGUGUGGAAAGAGCUUCAGUGACAGUCGCACCCUUACUUCGCAUCACAAAACUCAUACAGGGGACAAACCUUAUCAAUGCUUGGAGUGUGGAAAGAGCUUCAGUCGGAGUAGCCACCUUACUUCGCAUCAAAGAACUCACACAGGAGACAAACUUUAUGCAUGCUAGUAGUGUUGAAAGACUUUUUGUCAGAAUGGCUACCUUCAGGCACAUCAAAGCAUCCGUACAAGGGAAGAGAUGUAUAAAUGCUUUGAAUGUGGAAGAAGUUUUAAGCAGAGUUCAACUCUUUCUCUGCAUCGAAGGAUCCAUAUGGAGAAGCCGGGCUACCAACAGGAGUUUUAUGGGGAAUUUCAGACCCCUGAGAAUCUUCUUCUCUUAGCUUAACCACAGACUGUUCCACUUCCCUUCACCAGACAUCUUGGUGGCCUGUCAGUUUCUUCUUUGCAGAGAUGGAGAGGUGUUGGCUUUUACAGAGAUGGGUGAGCACCCAAGAUGGAUGCUGAGGCCAAGGUGGCUGCAGAAGCCAAAAUGGCCUCUCCGUUGUCCAGUUUUUCCCCAUCGUAUCCCCCCCCCGGCAUUUUCUAGCUGCCAAAUUCAAUAUUCAAUUAAUGACAUUUCAUGUAUUACUUUAUCUACUUCCUCUACAUCCUCCUCCUGUCAUUGUUAUCUCCAUGUUCAUCAUUUAAACAUCAGUUUUUGCGAUGGAGUUAGUAGUCUUUGUCACACAGUGUCUAAUACACCACAAAACCAACUGGACUAUUACAUAUAUGAGCAUAAACAAGCAUAAUCCCAUUAUAACAUAUUUUAGCAGAUUUUUUACUAGGCCUCCUAGCCAUCCACCUGGAUCCGGUUGCCAUCCCCACCAACCAAAUCGCUACUCCGGUCAACAUAAGGUACUUCUGCUAUUUUCUUAGCAUGAUAUAUUAUGGAGUUGGCAUGGGACUCAAUCUCUCCAGAUGAACUGUAGGAACAACUUUCGCUCCCAAUGAUGUCCAGCCCCAUCCUUUUUGGGAGAACCGUUUUCCUUAUUUGGGUUUGGGUUGCCUGUAGGGUCUUUAUAGCCUUAGGGGCCACAGGAAGAGCUUCUUUGGUCUCAUUUGCAAGAAUUUCCACUGCAGAUUGAAGUCUCAAUACUCCAGAACGUACGGCGGCCAUGCCAGCCAAGGGCCGGAAAGACCACCCUAUUACUGAGCCCAUUGUUAAGGGCCUGUGGUUUUCUAUGUCCCAUUGUGCAGAAUGGCAAGCAGGUUUUGAUUUCUCUCUUUUUUCUCUGAUUGGUGAGGCUCUGUUGUUGCUGAUUCUAACAACUGGGAGUACCUGAGUGACCCUGACAGCUGGUAUAAGCCAGGCAACAUAGCAGGAGCCAAUGCAAUAUUUUGGCAAUACUUUAUAGGCUUUAUCUCCACAGCCCCAAUAAUGUCCAACUAGAGCUUCCCAUGGGCCUUUGUGGAAGGGGGAAAGACCAGGUUUUCCAUGGUUGAACUUACGGAACCUUUGAUAGUAGUGGCCAGCUAUUCUCCACCAAAGGACACCACCAUCUGGAUCAUGAGGGUUUCCAUAUUCAGUUUGUCAUCUGAUAGUCCUCACUUUGCCUUUUAGUUCACUGUUUCCCAAUUAAAAAAAAAAAACUUUUUUGCACCUGCACACGCAGCGGUAAGACCCCUAUAUUCUUUUCACUUUUUCCAAGCUCUGCCUCUAAAACCUCCCCCUAUCAACGAAUUGGUCAGCAAAAAAAUGACGUAUGCUCCUCUCCCCCUUUCAAUGAAGCACAAUAUGGCUGUAAAGGAGUUCACCCCGCAGAAGGAAAGGGAGGGGGGGUCGGUUUCAGCCUGCCUCCAGAAAGCUUUGUCAAUUUCAUUCUACUUGGUGGGGUCUUUGCUUCAAAUCAUUUCACCGCAGGAAGGAAAGGGAGAAGGGAGGGUGACACUUUCUUGCUUUUUUGGAGAAAUAAGUGCAAUUGCCAGCUUGUGUAUCUCCUUAAAUAUCCAUAAAGGCAGAAAAGCAUACAUUCCUUUAAGCGUAAUAUGGCAAAUACAAACAAGAAAGGGGCUGCUGCUCGGUUUCAUGCCUGCCCCUGGAAAGCUUUGUCAAUUUCAUUCUACUGGCAUACAUUCCAUGUCACCCCCCUCUUUCUCCCUUUCCUUCCCACAGAGAAAUGAUUUGAAACAAAAAACACAGCCAGCAGAAUGAAAUUGACAAAGCUUUCCUGAGGCAGGCGUGAAACCGACCAGAAGCCCCUUUCUCGCUUGCUGUGCAUUGCAGA
This is a messenger RNA of Rhineura floridana, 3724 nucleotides long. RefSeq names its product zinc finger protein 160-like. The transcript is spliced from 4 exons. The record is from RefSeq and is a predicted model, not a curated record. Bases 1 to 1629 code for a protein of 542 amino acids. NCBI's taxonomy places the organism in Eukaryota, Metazoa, Chordata, Lepidosauria, Squamata, Rhineuridae.